Molecule: messenger RNA, 1883 nt
Organism: Bufo bufo (common toad)
Lineage: Eukaryota; Metazoa; Chordata; Amphibia; Anura; Bufonidae
Product: aquaporin-7-like
Exons: 6
Coding region: 194-1078 (294 amino acids)
Biological process (GO): water transport; glycerol transmembrane transport
Cellular component (GO): basolateral plasma membrane; plasma membrane
Molecular function (GO): water channel activity; glycerol channel activity; urea transmembrane transporter activity
Source: RefSeq, a predicted model, not a curated record
AGCUGUGUGUCUGUCACUAGAAGGAGCACUGACUGAACCUUGGAGCUAUCAGCGUCGGCAGGUGGAGCUUUACAGCCCGAUCAGCAUAUUGAUUGCACUAAUCAUUUUCCUUCCAGUAACUUUUUAAGCAGCGCUGAGUCUCAGAGAUUAACCCAAAGUAUACCAUCACCUCAGCCGGAGCAGAGCCAUCACCAUGAAAAGUGGGCGCUUUAUCGCCAACAAGAUCCGCUCAGCUAUAUCUAUCCGCAACCAAUGGGUGAGAGAGUCCAUGGCCGAGCUGCUGUCUACCUUUGUGAUGAUGAUGUUCGGCCUGGGAGCGGUAGCUCAGGUGGUUUUGGGUAAGAACCAAUUCGGACAAUACCUGAGCAUUAACUUAUCUUUCGGAAUUGGAGUGACAAUGGGAAUCCAUGUGGCCGGAGGAGUGUCUGGCGCUCACAUGAACUGCGCUGUGUCACUAGUCAACUGCGUUCUGGGGAAACUUCCAUGGAGAAAACUACCAAUUUACAUGAUUUCUCAAAUUGCUGGAGCGUUCCUGGCUGCUGUCAUUAUAUACUUUCUAUACUAUGAGGCUCUGUUUAAUUACUGCCAAGGAAACUUCACUGUGACAGGUCCUUUGGAAACAGCCAGCAUAUUUGCCACCUACCCGCAGCCUUACCUGUCUAUAGGUGGUGGCUUUCUAGAUCAAGUGAUUGGCACAGGAGCCCUGCUGCUCUGUAUCCUGGCGAUAAAUGAUAAGAAAAACUUUGGCGCUCUGGAUGGGACACAAUCUGUGGUUGUCGGUCUCCUGGUUACAGUGGUUGGGAUGUCUAUGGGCAUGAAUUCGGGAUAUGCUAUCAACCCCGCCAGGGAUUUGGGGCCACGUCUCUUCACUGCAGCUGCCGGAUGGGGAGUAGAAGUGUUCAGGGCUGGGAAUUACUGGUGCUGGGUGCCAAUUGUAGCCCCCAUGGUGGGUGGCCUGAGCGGAGCCUUCCUAUAUAAGCUGCUGGUGGGACUACAUCUUCAGCAGAACGAGGAAGAGAAGAAGCUAUGUGAGAUGGAGAAGGGGAAUCCAGAGAUGGUGGCCACUGAAUAUAUGUGACCCCUGGCCUAACCUUGUGACCACAGGACGUUAAUACCGCGACGAUGUGUCGUACUGUAAUACAGGGAGGCAGCGCAGUGUGCACACUGUGUAAAUACAAUCAUCUUGAAGGAAGUUUUUCAAUGCAUUUCCCUAGGACAUUCAUAGGUAAUUAUUAGUUAUUUCUGUUUUUUUUUUUUGGAAAAGCUGGGUGACAACCAGUAGAGUCGCCAUUACAGCUCCCGCCAGGGUUGUCACCCAACGGAAAUAAGAAAUGGUUAAGUGGAAUUCUCUCUGACCCGAGACUUUUAUUUACUGGAGAGACCAUCUCAUGGAAAUGCUUUUCAGUGCCUCUUCUCUCUUUCAAGCACUGGCCCCAAAUGGGACUUUUGUUUAAAGUUGCAACGAGGAACGGCAGGGAAAUUCUCCCUUUUUGUCACCGAAGGACGACUCUAUCACUCCAUGGUUUAUUUCAGUUUCAUUGAUGGGGAGACGCAUGGAGCACAGUCCAUACCAAGGACUAUUUGCAUCAGACUGACUUUUACCUACAUAGAACUGUAACAUCAUGAACUGUGUAAAAUAGAAUGUAAUUACUGUAUUGCGGUGGGAUCCUGUGUGUGGGGCAUGUGCUGCAAUUCCUUCUCAUAUAUACGUAAUUCACCUUUAUUGAUUACAGUGUAGACAACGUUCAGCCCCUUUCAUCCAAUUUACAUAUGGGAUUAGGCGGAGGAAAAAGUUGAGACACUUUGUAAAUACGUUACAUUAUCUAUCAUGUCCUGAUCCUGAGUUACAUCCUGUAUUAUACUCCAGAGCUGCACUCACUAUU